CGCGUAAGGCGCCGUAUAAUUUGGAGGGAGGCUUUAUAUCUCUCGCGUCUGUAGCGUAGAGCCGCAGAUCAAAGGCGACACUUGGCCUAUCCACGUGUCUACUGCCGGAUGGCCGGGUACUCCGUUCGCGGUUGUGCUGCUUAUCUCUACGUACGCGGAGCCGUUGGAAACGAUUGAGAUUGUUAGCUUGUCUUGCCCGAAUCGAAUCGAAUCGAAUCGUACCUGAAUGCGAACGUGACGUUUUACCGUUGAUUCGCAUUCGGCGCGAACGCCGAUUAUCUCGCCAGCUCCGUGGAAGCUUUGGAAGUUUCGAGAGGAAAAAAAAGUCGGAAGAUCGAGCGCUUCGAGAGAGUCCAAGACGCGACUGGCGACUGAUAGCGGACCGAAAAUCCACGGAUUGCCUCUGUUUCUAAAUUAGAUUUCGCACGGUUUUCUUCUUUCGGUGAGGACCGACAAUGUUGGUGCACGCGUUUGAAAAGUACGGCCUGUUCUGCGCCGGACAUCCCUGGGAGGUGAUCGUGACGAUCCUCACUUUGACAGCAUGUAUGCUUAACAUAGAGACCGGAAAUAGACAGGAACGCGAAGAGGACUUGCCCUAUGCUGCGUACUGUCGUCACAACAGAUGCGAUGUUACGGACCUAAACGCGGCUGAUAUUAUAGUGAUGACGAUAAUACGUUGCUUGGCAGUAUUAUUUACUUAUCAUCAGUUUCGCAAUUUGCAAAAAAUGGGAUCCAAGUACAUUUUAGGUAUCGCCGGCCUGUUUACCGUAUUUUCUAGCGUCAUGUUCACCUCCAGCGUGAUAAAUUUCGGCCGCAGCGACAUUGCGAACUUGAAGGACGCCCUAUUCUUCUUUUUUCUUCUUAUCGAUCUGUCGAAGGCCGCAACAUUAGCCCAAUACGCUCUGAGUUCGCGGAAUCAAGAAGAAGUCAAGACGAACAUCGCGCGCGGCAUGUCUCUGCUGGGACCGGCCAUCACUGUGGACACCCUCGUGGAGACUCUCCUAAUCAGCAUAGGAUCCUUAUCGGGCAUCAGAAGGCUGGAGAUCCUCUGCACCUUUGCGUGCCUCGGAGUUAUCGUUAACUACAUCGUCUUCAUGACGUUCUAUCCGGCCUGCUUGUCGCUUAUACUCGAGCUUUCUCGCGGGAACAAUAAUAUGGGCCAACUGAGCGCGGACAGGAUGUUCAUAAUGCAGCCGUUAAACGAGGAGGAUCAAAAACCAAAUCCAGUUGUGGAACGAGUCAAGAAGAUCAUGAUCGCCGGCUUAUUCGUAGUACAUGCCAACAGCCGCUGGCCCUUUAAGAGUGAGGAAGGCAAGUACACGAAAAUGGCAGCGACAUCUACGAGUUUGAACGCGACAAAUGAUUCUGACCAUAUUGAAAACACCGAUUUGGAAGAACACUUGAUGACUUGGCUAUCAACCAACGCAGAUAAAAUAGUAGUAUUGAUACUGGUGUUAGCUGUGGCCGUAAAAUUCAUCUUCUUCGAUGAUAGAAACGAUGUGGUUGCCAAACGGUUGAGAUUUAGAGAAGAAGAAAAGGAAGAAAAGGAACAGCAGCAAGAAGAGGAGGAGAUGAUAGUAGAGGAAAAAGGGAAAUUUCUUGACGGCUCAGCUAAUCUAGAUGAUAUCACUGUGAACACAUGGUUGCAAGAACGUUAUGGUGUAACGUCCGGCGUAAAGUCCGAUGUACCGACUAUCCGAGAGCCGGUCUUUCCACUGUCUGGUGUGGGUGGUGGAUGGGAGUCCGAUGAGUCCGAUAAGGAGUAUUCUGAUAAGGAGGUGCAGACUGACGUAGUUUAUCAUGACCAGAAUGAUUCUGGUGAAAUUGAUACAUCGCCGAAAUCUAAAACUCCCAGGAGCUUGGAAGAUUGUCUUGAGAUAUAUCAAUCACAGCUUGGAGCCAAAGCCUUGACGAACGAGGAAGUGAUACAGUUGGUAAAUCACAAAGACAUAGCUGCAUAUCAGUUAGAAAAAGCGGUGGAUAAUCCGGAGCGUGGUGUCGAUAUUAGACGUAACAUUGUGGGUACUGCCGGCAAGUUUAUCAAAGAGAUAACCAAUUUGCCAUAUAGGAACUAUGACUACAAGAAGGUACUUGGCGCCUGCUGUGAAAAUGUGAUCGGUUACGUGCCGAUGCCUGUUGGCAUCGUUGGACCGUUAUUAAUCGAUGGCCAGUUCUAUCACGUGCCGAUGGCAACGACGGAGGGCUGUCUAGUAGCGUCAACCAAUCGUGGCAGCCGUGCGCUUUUAAAAUGCGGCGUAACCACCCGCGUAACGGCUGACGGGAUGACCCGAGCACCCGUAGUACAAUUCCCGAACAUUGUACGCGCGUGUGAGGCGAUAUCGUGGAUAGAACAGCCGCAAAACUUUCAAGAGUUAAAGAAAAGCUUUGAUCAGACUAGUCGCUUUGCACGUUUGAAAAAAAUUCAUACAAGAAUAGCCGGUCAAGAUGUGCAUCUACGCUUUGUUGCCACGACUGGCGACGCCAUGGGUAUGAACAUGCUAUCACAGGGAACGGAAAAGUCUCUGCAGACGUUGCAGACAUAUUUUCCGGAUAUGAAAAUAAUCUCUCUUAGUGGAAACCUCUGCACCGACAAGAAACCUGCGGCCGUCAACUGGAUCGAGGGAAGAGGUAAAAGCGUGGUGUGCGAAGCGAUCAUACCCGCGGAUGUUGUGGCGCGCGUGUUGAAGACCUCUGUACCUGAACUUGUCAAGCUUAACCAUAAAAAGAAUUUGAUCGGCUCAGCCUUGGCAGGCAGUAUAGGCGGCUUCAACGCUCACGCUGCCAAUAUCGUAACCGCAAUUUUCAUCGCCACUGGACAGGAUCCAGCACAAAACGUCGGCAGUAGCAAUUGUCUAACAUUGAUGGAACCGUGGGGUGUAGAUGGUAAAGAUCUACGUAUGACCUGCACGAUGCCCAGCAUCGAAGUCGGCACCAUUGGCGGUGGCACUGUUCUACCAGCACAAGGAGCAUGCCUAGGGAUGCUGGGAAUCAAAGGUGGACAUCCCACAGAACCUGGACAAAAUGCCAAAAAACUCGCCCAAAUAGUUUGCGCCACUGUACUCGCUGCAGAGCUAUCCUUGAUGGCUGCGUUGGCCUCCGGGGAUUUGGUUAAGAGCCAUUUGAGACAUAACAGAUCGUCUGCCCUAGUUAAUAACCCGGUGCCUACUACUCAAAGCAGUAGUACUAAAAGUGGCGAUACACUGACUGUGCCAAAUGUUUUGCCAUUCUAAAAUCUUUAUGCAGACUGUAAAAAGUAUAUGUGUGGCAAACGUAUAUUUUCAUAAUUUCUGUACGAAGCGGCCUGUUGUUAUGUUUAUGACUUUACACCUGCCUCAUUAGUGUUUCAAAGAAACAAUUAGUCAAGUAUGUAUGUUUCUGUUGUAUGCGAUGAGAUGUAGGUCGAACUGUAAUGUGUAUAUUAUAUUUAUGUAUAUAUGUUUACGGGAAAAAAUAUUGCAGAAUUAUUUUAACAAAAA
Solenopsis invicta (red fire ant) is the source of this 3476-nucleotide messenger RNA. It is a transcript of the gene Hmgcr, whose product is annotated as 3-hydroxy-3-methylglutaryl-coenzyme A reductase. Lineage: Eukaryota; Metazoa; Arthropoda; Insecta; Hymenoptera; Formicidae. Gene Ontology annotation, biological process: isoprenoid biosynthetic process; sterol biosynthetic process; coenzyme A metabolic process. The transcript is spliced from 9 exons. Gene Ontology annotation, molecular function: NADP binding; protein binding; hydroxymethylglutaryl-CoA reductase (NADPH) activity. Gene Ontology annotation, cellular component: endoplasmic reticulum membrane; peroxisomal membrane. The record is from RefSeq and is a predicted model, not a curated record. Bases 456 to 3230 code for a protein of 924 amino acids.